Cuscuta epithymum is the source of this 1552-nucleotide messenger RNA. Lineage: Eukaryota; Viridiplantae; Streptophyta; Magnoliopsida; Solanales; Convolvulaceae. The record is from the annotation of a GenBank genome assembly.
GUGGGCAUAUCUAUCGAUCAGCUGAUGGUUUUCUACCUCCAAUCACUUCACAUUAAUGUCCAAUACCACUCCCCUCUCUUUCCACUUUGUCUUUCUUGCCCAGCCAAGAACUCUCUCCCCACAAACCCUCCCUCUUCCUUACUGUAAUUAAUACUCCGAUCAUUUUAUGUGUUACUCAGCUCAUUUCCGAUAGGAUCAUCACCCCAAGUUUACUGAGCUUUUUGGGCUGUUCCAUCUCCAGAUCCUGGAGAUAUCAGAUUAUCACUCAGGUACCGCAGAUUUUGAGUUUUCUUUGAAAUGAAAGGUCUUCAGAUGAUUUGCAGUGAAAAAGCUCUGCUACAUACAUAGAUAGCUAUCUAGCUACCUGGUACAUAUUUACCCCUACCCAGCCCAACUAUCUUGUUCCUCUAACCAGAUCAGAGAGACCUGAAAACUUAAUUCACCUUAUAUUAUCCAAAUUUAUAUAUAAAAACCUACUGUAUAUUCCAUAUCACUUGACAAAAAAGGCCAAACAACAAACAAGAAAAGAACUCCCACCUACGUAACUAGCUGCUGUUUGUGGAACAUUGAUUUUUCUUUUUUUUUUUGGUUACCUACUAAAAUACCCACCCAUGGAUUUCAUUGCUCCACUUCACCAUAAUCUUGAUUCCGGGAUCAUCACCCAGACCGGCCCGGCCGGUUCCCUGACGACCUCAUCCUCUUCCUCCGCCGUCCUCGACCCCUCUCAGCCGGCGCCGCCUCAGCUCAGCCGGUACGAGAACCAGAAGCGCCGCGACUGGAACACCUUCUGCCAGUACCUCCGCAACCACCGCCCGCCGCUGGCUCUCCCUCUCUGCAGCGGGGCCCACGUCCUCGAGUUCCUCCGCUACCUCGACCAGUUCGGGAAGACUAAGGUUCACAACCACAACUGCCCCUUCUUCGGGAUGCCCAACCCUCCUGCGCCUUGCCCCUGCCCGCUCCGGCAAGCUUGGGGGAGCCUCGACGCGCUAAUCGGCCGUCUACGCGCCGCCUAUGAGGAGCACGGCGGCAAGCCGGAGUCGAACCCCUUUGGCGCAAGGGCCGUGCGGCUCUUCCUCCGGGACGUCCGGGAUUUUCAGUCCAAGUCUAGAGGGGUCAGCUACGAGAAGAAACGGAAGCGGCCGGCGGGAGCAGCAUCGGGUAAGCGUAGUUCGGCGGCGGAUCAUCCUCCGCCGCCGUGUAAUUCCGCCGUCGGACCUUUUUGCGGGCACCCAUCGAACAAUUUUCUGCAGUAGAGUAAACUUUUGAAUAGUAGCUUUCUGCAAAAAUUAAUACUGUAUUGAACCUCCUAGUUUUUUUUAUGGUGUCUGAUGCUAUAUAAAUCACUAGCUAUAUCCUCUUAACUGUUUCUUGAAUUUGGAUCGGCCUUAUGUUUUUUUUUCUUCUUAAUUUACUCAACAAACAUGGAUAUUAGGGCUUUGAAUUUUUUCUUGCGAUUUUGCAUGGUUUCUAUCAAACCUGAUACCACUCGUCUGUAAUUAAAUGUAUAGAGUGGUAUAAUAAUAGUUACUCCAUAAUCCAUAUCAUACUUUCC